This is a messenger RNA of Gymnodraco acuticeps, 1196 nucleotides long. Its product is annotated as RNA-binding Raly-like protein. Gene Ontology annotation, molecular function: RNA binding. Lineage: Eukaryota; Metazoa; Chordata; Actinopteri; Perciformes; Bathydraconidae. Gene Ontology annotation, cellular component: nucleus. The record is from RefSeq and is a predicted model, not a curated record.
UUCUUAUUUUGAUCCUCUUUUUCUUGCUUUCUUUCUUGUCUUGGUGUUCCGAGAUGGGGGAAAUGUUUCUGCAUGCAAUGAUUUCAGUCUUGGAUGCUGAGUGUUGUUGCUCCGGCGAUAUCCACUGAGAAAUACGUGCUUUGCGGACGCUCUUGAUAUUUUUCUCUCUCUCUUCCCGAAGCAGCUUCUUGUUAAAAUCUCCACCUUUCCCUUAUUUUCAGCCUUUUUUCCCUCUCCAUCAUGGCUUGUUUCGGUGUGGUUUUGCUUUCCUCUGAUCUUGCAGUGUUUCUCUGGUGUUGGAGGCUGUACGUCUCCGAGGGGCGCAAAAAUAACAGUUUUUGAUUUUCAUUCUUGAGGAUUUUACUUUUCUAAUAGCAGGCAUUGCUGCAGGACUAGGAUGACUGGGAAGACCCAGACCAGCAACGUGACCAACAAGAAUGACCCGCGCUCACUCAACUCCCGCUGCUUUAUCGGCAACCUGAACACGGCCGUAGUGACCAAGGGCGACAUCGAGGCCAUCUUCGCCAAAUACGGCAAGAUCGUGGGCUGCUCCGUGCACAAGGGCUACGCCUUCGUCCAGUACGUCAGCGAGAGGAACGCCAGGGCGGCCGUAACCGGGGAGAACUCCAGGGUCAUCGCAGGACAAUCACUAGAUAUCAACAUGGCAGGAGAGCCCAAACCGUACAGGCCUAAGAUGGCCUCCAAGAGGCCUCUCUCGUCCCUCUACAGCGGCUACGAGUUUGACUAUGACUACUACAGAGACGAUUUCUACAGCAGACUCUUUGAGUACCACGGUCGUGUCGUGCCCCCGACCCGUGCAGUGAUCCCCAUCAAACGUUCGCGGCUAGUCGUCCAGUCCAAACGCAGAGCCAAAUCCUCUUUUCCAGUCAGGGCCUGUUCUCCCUCCUCCUCCUCCUCUUCCUCCUCCCGAGCACUCAAUGUCGGCUCUUCCAUCACAGUCCCUAAGCUGAAGACAGACCAGCUCCUAACAAUCAAGAAGGAGCUGUCACAGAUCAAGAACAAGAUCGACUCUCUGCUGGGCCGGCUGGAGAAGAUUGAGAGGCAACAUCGCUCUGACGGCGACAUGCAGAGGAACCAGGAGGAGGUUUGUGAGCGUCUCCAUGGUGACCACUCAAGUGCGGAGGAGGCGGACGAGGUGGAGGCGGGGGAAAUGACGGACGGCGGUGAAGACGACU